GUGUCACUAGUGUCAGUGUUUUGUCUUGUUUUCUUCGUAAUCCAUCAAUAUUUUGGAAAGUUUUAUUUUGAUUUCUAAAAUGGAUAAUAAACCAUCCCUUAGUAAAUAUUUCGGUGACACUGAAGUUCCUCCAGCUUCCCAAUUUUUUGAUGAAAUAGGAACUUCGCCUUCAGAUUUGAUUCAGAGUGUUUAUUUAGGUGAAAACGAAGGCAGUCAAACUACAUCUAAUGAUCUGUUUCCACAAAAUAUAACUACUUCUUUUACUCAAUCAAAUAUGUCACAAGAGACAACAUUUUUAAAUACUUUACCGACUGUGAGUGGGGCUACUACAAUCCCUACGAGAAACCUGCCGGAUCCUUCAACGUUCUUUGAUACAAUAGGGCCUGAACCACAAAUAGGAAUCACUAAAACUACCACAACUAAUCCAGUUACAUUGUCAGAAGCUAUGGAAGGGCUUAGCAUAAAGAAUCAGCCUGUAGACAAAGAAGAACAAAGAAGAAGAGAUGCUUGGAUCCCUAAUGAAGACGCUCAAAAAACCCUGCUUAAGGCACAAUCCUCACCAAAAGGUUCUUUCUUCCCAGAAAGAGAAGCACUCACUAUGCCAGGAAUAGUUCUAGAGGAAGAAUUGGCGGAUGCUCUCCAAGAGGUAGCGGUCAAGUAUUUAGGUGUCAGUUCCGCCGGUACUAGAGGCGUAGUUCGCGCUGAGCACGUUAGCAGAGAUGAGGGCGGUCUGAGAGAGUUACUGCGCACCGGGUACUUGAGGGCCGCAGUUAAUUUAACCGCUGUGUUACUGAGUGCUGCUGGGCAAGGAGCAGGUCGCAUGCACCGCGCCACUAAGCAUACACCACGCAGCUUACAGCUAUGGCUGACCCGGUUCGCAGUAAUGCUGCGUUUGAGACUCCACGAGCCACUGCUGAAGGAGGCCGAGCCGUUCGGGGACUUCAGCAAGCCCGAUAUGUUCUAUCAGUUUUACCCAGACAUGUACGAGAAUCGCACUGGCAGCCUAGUGCCGUUUUCCUUGCGGCUACUGAUAGCAGAACUGCCAGGUCAUGCUGGCAAACCUGACGAGGCUGUAGACAGAUUGCUGGCCCUCAGACAAGUCAUACAACAGAUGCUGUUAAACCUCAGAGAUAGUAAAACUGAAGACGGCACCAAGGCACUUGUGUCAGAACAAGACAAGGCGGAGUCCAUCCGCCUGUGGACUGGCAGGGAGACCAGAGUACAGCACUCUAUAGUCAACUGCGCUAUAGCUUUGAAGGAUUAUCGGUUAGCAGGCAAGAUUCUAACCGGGCUCCAACUGCAAGCUAAUUCUCCUAGCCAAAAGCGAGCUAUAGCCAGCGCCCUCUGCCGAUUAUGGCUAUUAGCUGGACACGUGAAGGCAGCCCUUAUCCACCUCAACGUGGCCAGAGAGGAGAGGCAUCACCUAUGUCCCACUCCAGACGUGAGAGAGUAUGUAGACAUGGGGCUGCUGGAUAUAGCUAAUGGCAAGUACCAGGAGGCGUACAAUAACUUCGUCAAGGCCGCCGACCAGGAACCAACCAAUAUUAUGGUGAGGAAAACACACAGAUAGACUACCUUGGUAAAAAAAAAACCGCCAAGUGCGAGUCGGAAUCGCGCACCGAGGUUUCCGUACAAACUCAAUUUAAUACCUCUACGCGUUCAUGAGAAAAGAGGUAGUAACUUUAGCAUUUUUAAAAAUAUUUUUUAUUAUAAUGAUGUAACUAAAAAUUUACUGUUUUCGCAAUUUUUCCUUUAUCUGUACUAUAAGACGUUACUUCGUACCAAAUUUCAAGAUUCUAAGUUCACGGGAAGUACCCUGUAGGUUUUGAUUCCCGUGCGAGUUUCGAAAAUUUGCGGCUGUAUCUUUUGAUUGCUUUGGCUUAGAAGUUUGAUUUAUUCACAGCUCCAAGGGACAGUAGACCUGAGUAUUAGAUAUGAAUUUCAGUUUGAUACCUCCACGCGUUCCUGAGAAAAACGGUCUUGACAGACGGACGGACGGACAACAAAGUGAUCCAAUAAGGGUUCCGUUUUUUCCUUUUGAGGUAGCGAACAAUAUAGCCGUGUGUUUGCUAUACAUGGGCCGUCUGAAAGAGGCCAUAGCUGUCCUACAGAAGGCUAUAAACUCUGACCCGGAGAGAGGUCUCAAUGAGAGCCUUCUAGUUAAUCUGUGCACUUUAUACGAGCUGGAGUCUUCGAAGACCAACGAGAAGAAACUCAACCUUCUGAGGAUGCUCUGCAAGUACAAGAGUGAUACGAUACCGAAUGUGUUGGAAUGUUUGAAACUGUAAUUCAUUUAUUUAUUUUAUCUUUAAUGGUUUUACAUUGCACAUGGCGGACUUAAUGCCAGCAUGGCAUUCUCUACCAGUCAACCGUAGGGACGUGCAGUGUCAAUAAAACGGCAGACAAUCAUAGUAUUAUCUAUCAAACAAGCAAGCAAGAGGAGCUCGAUGGCGCAAGUGGUUAGCGCGUUCGGCUGCGAUCGUUGAAUUUAAGCAACUUUCGCAGUGGUCGGUCAUUAGAUGGGUGACCAAAAAUUACUGUCUCGAGCUCCUCCGUGCUUCGGAAGGCACGUUAAGCCGUUGGUCCCGGCUGCAUCUGCAGUCGUUAGCACCCACCAAUCAAACUUAUUAGAAAUAUUUAUGGAAUACGAACUGCGCUAAAUAGUGAUUCCACGCAAACUGUAUAUGUAUUAUUAUUUAUAUUUAUUACUAUUUAUUUUUCUUUCAAUGUGAUUUUCACCUCGGUUGUGCACCCUACUUCUAAUAAUCUCCACAACAUUAUAUGGUUGACUAGUAGAGAUUGCCCACGGCAUUAAGUCUGCCAUUAUACAUUUGUGCAUGAUCAAUAAAUAAAUAAAAAGCGAUAAAGUGGACGGGGCGAAAAAAAUGCGAUCAACACGCUGAACUUGGGAUUGGUUGAGUUUUACGUUUAACAUAAUUUUACCCAAUGAAUGUGGGUAGCCGAAUUCAUUUGUAGAUGUUUGAUUUGUCAAAUUAUUUUGUUUUGUCUGUGUGCGUGUCGCGUUAGUAUUGAAGUUUAGUGGUAUGUGCAACGAUAUUAAAUACCCUAGAUACAACAACACGAACAAAAUCAUGCCUGAAACCUGACCAAAAGGUACAUUGGACGAUCCACGGCGCUCUAUAAGAUGAUCGCGUAGUCUAAACAAUAUAAGGCUUUUUUAAAAAUUGAAAAUCACCUUUUUACACAUACUGUAUAAGGUCUUAAAUAAAACGCAUGCGUCAAAGAGUUAUGACAGUCCGAGAUGUAAGCUCGUAAAUUUUGCGACUUAUUGCUAUAUGCGGAAGAAUAUAGACCUUAUUUCUUUGACUCUACGCGCAAUUCUGAAUACGCUGUUAGCAAUAUAGACGAUACGGACCGCGA
This is a messenger RNA of Chilo suppressalis (striped riceborer), 3381 nucleotides long. NCBI's taxonomy places the organism in Eukaryota, Metazoa, Arthropoda, Insecta, Lepidoptera, Crambidae. The record is from the annotation of a GenBank genome assembly.